UCGCGCGCGCGCUCUCUCACGCGCAGGCAGAUGCAGAUGGAUAGGGUUUAAUGCAGAGGUGCAUUAGGGAUGCGUGGUCAGAGCAGAGGGGAGGAGGCGUUCUGCACUCGCGCAUUGUCAUGCAAACAGAGACCACCGCCUCGCCAUUGUCUCGCGGGCAGCAACUUUAUUAUAAACACACCACGAGCCGCCCGGGCGCAGCAGAGCACCGGCGCACCGGCACCGAGCGACACGGACCCCGCAGGAAGCACUCUGGAUACUGCGUGCACGACACCACAGCAGCUCACCGAAGAUCGUUGUUAUAAAAGAAUAUACCGCUGGAUCUGAGAGAGGAGACGCGCGAGAGCCUUCUUUCGUUCUCCGAGACCCUUACUGCGCGUGAUAGGAACCCGGAGCACCUGGCGUCUCCAUCCGUCCUCCACAUGUACAAAAUGGAUUACUCGUAUCUGAACACUUAUGACUCGUGUAUGGCGGCCAUGGAGGCGUCGGCGUACGCGGACUUUAACUCGUGCAGUCAGACCAACACGUUUCAGUACAACCCCAUCCGGACCGGCUUCGGCUCGAACCCGGGAUGCGCGCCGCUCACCUCGGCCAGCUGCACUCUGGGCGCGCUGAGGGAACACCAGCCCGCGCCUUAUUCCACAGUUCCAUACAAGUUUUUCUCGGACCCGUCCGGACUGAACGAGAAGCGGAAGCAGCGGCGGAUCCGCACGACCUUCACGAGCGCGCAGCUGAAGGAGCUCGAGCGGGUGUUCGCGGAGACACAUUACCCGGAUAUUUACACCCGAGAGGAGCUCGCGCUCAAGAUCGACCUCACGGAGGCCAGAGUUCAGGUUUGGUUCCAGAACAGAAGGGCCAAAUUUCGCAAGCAAGAACGCGCGGCCAACUCCAAAGCCGGAACAUCUGGAAGCAACUCCAGCAGUAAGAAAUCUGGAGAGAAUCGCUCCUCGUCAGAGGACGAUGAGUCGAAGGAGCCCACGUGCAGCCCGACGCCCGACAGCACCGCGUCUCUCCCCAGUUCUGGAAACAUGGGCAGUCCGGGAGCGAGCAGCCUCAGUCCCAGCCCGGUCUCGGGUUCUUCGGCCGCCUUCGCCAACUCUUCCAUCUCGCCGUCGAUCCACCAGGGUCUCAAGACCUCGCCCUGGCCGAGCAUCGGGUCUGGAGCGGGCGGACUGACCCACGGCGUCCCUCAGAGCCCAGACCUGCUGAAAGCCUGGCAGCCGGCAGACAGUAUGGCGGCCGGCCCGUUCGCGGGGGUUCUGUCUUCAUUUCACCGGAAACCAAACACGAUCAAGACCAACCUGUUCUAGAGACUCUCUCUCUCUCUCUCUCUCUCUCUCUCUCUCUCUCUCUCUCUCUCUCUCUCUCUCUCCCCUCUGUCCCCUAAACGUCUCCAUCACUCUCUUUUUGUUUUGUUUAGAGCUGGACUCCUCUUCUAUAAUUUAUUGUCAUGUUCAACUUAUGGGCGCUUCUUUUAUGUGUGUGUUUGAGUGAGUGCUUGCGUGUGUGAGUGUGUAUGUGCGUGUCAGUGUGUGUGUGUGCGUGUGUGCGAGUAUGUGAGUGCUUGCGUGAGUGUGUGUGUGUGUGUGUGUGUGUGUGUGUGUGUGUGUGUGUGUGCGUGCGUGUGAGUGCGUGAGUAUGUGAGUACUUGCGUGAGUGCGUGUGUGAUUAUGUGAGUUCGUACGUGCGUGUGAGUAUGUGUGUGAAUGUGAAUGUUUGAGUGCGUGCUUGUUAGUGUGUGUGUGUGUGUGUGUGCGUGCGUGCGUGCUUGGGUGCGAGCGUGCGUGCGUUUGUGUGAGUGUGUGUGUGAGUAUGUGAAUGCGUACGUGCGUGAUAAUAUCUUCUGUGAUUCUGUCUGUGAUGUUCUCUGUUUCACAUGUUUAACUCCAGACGCGUUGUUGAUGACUCGACUGCCUUUAUUUGCUUCUUCGAUGAGGUUCUACAUUCAUGUGAGCAGACACGUUUGUCCUCGUUUAGUUCAGAUUGACAAGCAGAAAUGGAUUAGGGUUAGGGUUAGGUGAUGUUUCAGUCACCUCGUUUGGUCACUCAGUCCUGAAGAUAAGACUCUUGUUUGUCAGAUCUCAUCCAGGACUCAUUCUUCAUCGUUUCAUGUCGUCUGUGAGCUGGAACGGGACUGUGUCGUUGAUUCCGGUGAAUGUGGUUUGAUGCCGUUCAAACUGUGUGUGUGUGUGUGUGCGUGCGUGUGUGUGUGUGUUUGUGCGUGUGACCCCGAAAACAAGCAUAGUCAAGUCAGUCACUUGUAGUUAUUUAUUAAAAGAAAAAAUGUUGGGAUGGUCAGAUGAUUUUUUCAAGCCUUUUAAAAUGAAACGAACAUAUUUUGUAAAUAUUAAUAUAAAUACGCUGUAGUUUCUUUCUUUUUUUUAAAGGUAACCUGGCACAGUGCACGCCAUGUGUUUCAUGA
This is a messenger RNA of Triplophysa dalaica, 2422 nucleotides long. RefSeq names its product paired like homeobox 2A (gene phox2a). The transcript has 3 exons. Gene Ontology annotation, molecular function: RNA polymerase II transcription regulatory region sequence-specific DNA binding; DNA-binding transcription factor activity, RNA polymerase II-specific. Bases 423 to 1310 code for a protein of 295 amino acids. Gene Ontology annotation, biological process: regulation of transcription by RNA polymerase II. Lineage: Eukaryota; Metazoa; Chordata; Actinopteri; Cypriniformes; Nemacheilidae. The record is from RefSeq and is a predicted model, not a curated record.